This is a messenger RNA of Echinococcus granulosus, 1308 nucleotides long. Its product is annotated as Putative transcription factor. NCBI's taxonomy places the organism in Eukaryota, Metazoa, Platyhelminthes, Cestoda, Cyclophyllidea, Taeniidae. Bases 1 to 1308 code for a protein of 435 amino acids. The transcript is spliced from 3 exons. Gene Ontology annotation, biological process: cell differentiation; anatomical structure morphogenesis; regulation of DNA-templated transcription. Gene Ontology annotation, molecular function: DNA-binding transcription factor activity, RNA polymerase II-specific; RNA polymerase II cis-regulatory region sequence-specific DNA binding. The record is from RefSeq and is a predicted model, not a curated record.
AUGCGCCAGUCGGGUCCCGCGUCGACUCCGACCAUCGAUCUUCAAAGGCCGCGGAUAUGCACGCAGGCAUACGACCGCCCGCCCAUGCAACCUGGCCACAAUGCGAUUGGCUAUUCGUCCCAAGCCAAUCAUUCUCACAGUCAAAUGGCGUCGGCACAAGACAGUGCCGAGCGCAUUCUCCCUUCCAGGGCCCCACUCAUGCACUAUAGCCCUCUGAAUCAGAAUGAUGACUCCAAGAUGCCCUGCAAACUCGAGGGGCCUGGUAACGAGAGUAAACGCAAGGUAAAGGCAGGUAGCGCCUCCCUGUUCGCCUACAGCGUGGCGGAGUUUAACGAAUGCAGCCGCUGUGAAAAGGCGCGUUUGACCGGCUUGGAUGCCUGGAUGGAACACUUGGGGCAGGUGCACACAUUCCCGUCUCGUUGGCCGAGCUCAAAAAUCGAUGACGGACUGAUGGACAAAGGUCAUCCCUACACGUCAGUCGUGGAUUCUCAUAAGAAACGAAGAACAGCAGGCGUCCCACGGCCUCUAAACAGCUUCAUGAUAUUCGCACAAUACAUUCGACGACUGACACUUUCCAGUUUUCCCGACGCUCCAAAUGUCCACAUCAGCCAGCAGGUAGGGCGCCUGUGGCGAAAUCUCUCCAACGACUUUAGAGAGGUCUACGCAAAGGAAGCGCGUCGUCUUCAGAGUCUUCACUCUCUUGAGUUCCCCGACUACAAAUACCAACCACGUCGACGUCUACGGACUCUCGAUGGUGAUGAAAUCGAUUGUCACUCCUCCCCAUUGCGCCCGGCAACCAAUCCUCCACCAUCUAACCCCAACAUUAUCAAUCAUUACUUUGAUGAGCUCCUUCAAAGUAACCGCCCCAAGUGUCAACUGAAGCCUUCACCCCUAAGUGAAUUGGGUUCCAAAGAGCGACCAGACUUCACAGAUGGUCUGUUGGACUUUUCUGUACUGCGUCAUAACCCUAACGUGGACACACUGACGCCGCUUCAGAGCGCUAACGGCCAGAGAGAUGCCAUUAAGCAUCAACUUGAAGAUUCCAUCACCUACCAACCUACAUUCAACUACCCUGCGACCACUGACGGUGCUGCCGACCGAUUGGGCUGGUUGGAUGAUAGGUCUGUCGAGCCGUUUGGUCUUCCGACCCAAGCCCAAGCACUGGUUACUGCGCCUUCCUAUCUGCAGCCAGAGAACAUUUUCUCUUCCACCGAACACUGGCAUCAAUACCAUAAGGAGGGCUCCUUUGGGGACGUGUUACCCCUUCCGGGGAUUGAGACGUGGACAUUCAGUGGCUCCACCAUCUAG